CAACUUAUUGCAACCGGAAAAAGGAAUACGCCGGAAACCGAAUAUCCAAAUAAACAGACAAAAAAAGCAACAGCUGGUUAAAAUCCUUGAAUUUCAGAUUUUUAUUUUCCAUUAAAAAUAUAUUUGUGUAUAGACAACAUAAGCUCUUUCUCAAAACUAUACUAACUUAUAUAUUAUUCCUUAUUUCGCUGUAUUAUUUUGCGCAUUUAUUUUUAUUGAUCAAUUUUAAAAUUAUUUUUAAUGCCAGAGGAGAUUUUUAUUUGAAUAAGAUGUAUUGAGCUAAGUGUUCUCUAAUGUAAUUUUGAAUAAAAAUUAUUAUCAGCAAUAUGACUGAAUAUAAUGAUUUUUUCAUUAUCUAAUUUAUAAAUUUGUUGUCUUGGAACAUCAUGUCGAAAUUUCAGAAACUUGAAGAAGACUAUUUGUCUCUUUUGGCUGAGUUUAACACGUUAAAGUGCAAACUGGAAUGCAAAACAGAUUCUCUAUUAAUAUUAAGCCAGGAAUUAGAAAAAUGUCGAUCUGAAAGAGACCAAUAUAAAUUGAUGGCUGAUCAAAUAAGAGAUCGAUACAAUGCUUUAAAAAGAAGGAUAGAAGGAUGGGGUCCUUCUUUAAUGGAAGUGUAUGAUGUAGAUGGAUUGAAAUGUGAGAAACAAAAGAGCUUAGCGCAGUUGUUAUGUGAAUUGAAAGAGCAAAACAAAAUUCUGAGGUAUAAAAAUGAAGAUUUAAGACAGAGAUUGGACGAUACACAGGGGGAUGUUAAGAUUUUACGGGAGGAAAUUACAAAACUAUCUUCAGAUUCUGGUAAUGAGUUUUGGUCAUCAGAAUUUGUGCCUUUCUCUGAAAAAGAGGCAUUGGUAACCCAACUGGAAAUCCAAAAGUUAAAGUGUUUACAACUAACUCAAGAUCUAGAAUCAGUGUUUGAUGAAAAAGAAGAAUUGGUUACAGCUAGAGAUCAAUAUCGACAUAAAUUUGAAAGGUUAAAUCAACAGAUGAAUUAUGUUUUAAGAGGUGAUCAAAAAAGACCCAUUGAUAUUGACGGUGUAUUAAUGGAAAACAGAUACUUAAUAGAAAGGAUAAAACAAGUUGAAGAAGAAAAGACAGUUACUUCUGCUGCUCUUGAAAAAUGCAAACUUUUGCUCGAGAAAAAAAGAGUAAAAGGUGGAAUGAGGAAUUCCAUAAUGGCAGGGCUUACAAUAACUGCUAAACAAGAUUUUAGAAUUGAAACAUUACUUCAGAACAAUCCAUUCUUAGAUGUGUCUAGCAAGUCCUCAAAUGCUGCUGAAAUUCGUAAUGUUAUUAUUACCUUACUGGAAAAUUUAAACGAUAAAAGUGUGGCUUUACUGCAUCAACGGAAAGCAAACAAAAUUCUUGGAAGCAGGAUAUCAGAAUUGGAAGAUCGAAUUAAAUCAAUAGAAGUUACAAGUUUCUGUCAUAAUUCUGAUUCUAAUCAAUAUUCCCUUCUUUUGCAUUCACUGAAAUCUAUAGAGAUGCCUCCAGAUGGUAAGGAAACAGUUGGCAUGACACUUCCAUGUCCUGAAAAAGCUCUUGAAGGGGAGGGAGAUAUAUCCGGAAACCCUCCCGAUGAUCAAAGUCUGAAAAGUGACGACCAGUUUUCUCCAUCUGAAAUAAGUUUAGAUAUGAGAACUCAUUCUGGUUUCAGUGAUUUAGACAUUCUUCCAACUAAAGAGUUUACAUCAUCAGGGUUAGCAUUUGAAAGACAAGAAAGUGUUAGUAGCUGUAGCCACUACAGUGAUUCAAAACUUAGUUAUGAUUCUCUUUCCCCAAGUCGUGAUCCAAAAAAUGUGCAUAGUGACUCUGACCUCAGCCCCAUGAAAGCGACUAAAAAAACGCCUUCAUAUUCUGUAAAUAGUGAUCGCCGUGAUUGGACGUCAUUAGAUGUAGAGGAUUUGCCUUUAAAAUUACAGAAAUUUGUUGAAAAUGCAUUUUCUGAAAUUGAAAAAAAUUCUGAAAGUGACACUGUCGUGAAAAGUCCUCUACGCAAAGCAAGAAAUGAAAGUGUGAAAAUAGAUCCCGAUUGCUGACAAGAAAUUAGUCAAGCUCAUACUGAAAAGAUAGCCUAGAAAUCAAGAGUAAUUGUUAAUGAUCUGUAUAAUAACCAAGUUAUUCAAUGUUUAAUUAUUUAUUUUUGUUGGUUCUUGCUUGUAAAUCAAUUUAGUGUGUAGCUAGUCAUGAUGUAUUUCCAGAACUUAUAUAUCUCAUGAAAUUAAUUUAUUUGCAUUUAAGCAUGUUAUACAUGAUCUCAUGAUGUUUUUGAAAUAGUAUGUACUUAAAUUCAUUUUACUUAUGCUAUAUAUUUUCAAACCAUGUUAUUUCAUAUCUUAUCCAAUUGUGAAAAGAUUUCUAGAAUGAUGUAUUUUAUUAUGUAUUUUAUUAUGCUCUUUUAUCUAAAUUUAUUUAUUACUAUCAAUUUAUUAUGACAUAAACUCUAAACUCAGUGGCGCGACAGCCCAUAGAGGGCCAAGGCCUACUGUGCCCAUCUCAGUUUUCUUGACCUUGGGCUCUGGGGUGAAGGAUCAGACGUUCCGGUUAGGUGGUCAGCCAAACCCAGUGUUUAGUUCCCAAGCAUGCUUGGUACUCAUUUAUCGACCCACUAAAGGGAUGAAAGUCUGUGUCGACCUUGCCCGGCCCGAGGAUCGAACCCAGGACCUGUGGCACGGGAGCCCUAAGCGCUACCACUCAGCCACCAGGCAUCUUAUUAUGACAUAACAGGAUAAUUAUUUUAUAAGUAACUCAUUAAUUUAAAUUUAAUAGUGUUUUCAUAGAGUGUUUUUAACAAAUCUUUGAGUAUUCAGGUACGUAUUUCAGACUUCUGUGAAAAGAAGUGCUAUGUUAAUUCUGCAUUUUUUUAAAAAUAUCAUUGAACUUAAUGCUUAGAAUUUGAAUUUUUGAAACAAUUUUGUUCUCUUUAAUUGUAUUUUGUACUUACUACGUGCUUUUGACAUACCUGCCAACUUUUACGCAUUUGGCGUAAAAUUUUAUUUUUAUAUUUAAAGU
Parasteatoda tepidariorum (common house spider) is the source of this 3012-nucleotide messenger RNA. The record is from RefSeq and is a predicted model, not a curated record. Lineage: Eukaryota; Metazoa; Arthropoda; Arachnida; Araneae; Theridiidae.